Messenger RNA from Lingula anatina, 2100 nucleotides. RefSeq lists its product as uncharacterized. Lineage: Eukaryota; Metazoa; Brachiopoda; Lingulata; Lingulida; Lingulidae. The record is from RefSeq and is a predicted model, not a curated record.
CUUGGUUUUAAACAUGUGAAGUGGAGAGUAACAGCAUUGUACGAAAAACAGCGGAUACAACCUGGACUUAUAAACAUUUCCUGUGAUACGUUUUAUGAGGAUGCACAUGAAGUCGCUCUCAAAAACGCCUUUUCGAUUUUCUGUGAUCUCCUUUCAAAUGGGAUGAAGUUUAACUCCGCCCACCGGAGAGGUACAUGUAUUGCUGACACCACCUUAUAGGACUAUGGGGGAUUAUUUCGCUUUGGUAAUUGUCGAUAUUUGCCUCCUUUGGCUGAUCACAACAGAUUCCUACGCAGUGGGAACAUUUACAACGUCCGCCAUUUUGGAGAACGUUACCAGCAAAGCAAUGGAUAUACAGACUACAGACGAUAUUUUUCAAAAUAUCAGGACUACAACAGACUCAUAUUUUUACACAAAAAGUCAAACUGACACUGUGACCACAGCUCACGUGAAACAAUACUCAUCAAAUACGGCUCAGGACUUAGAAAAUGGGUCUACAAUAAGCGGUGCGCUAUCAGAAAGAGACCAAACCACAAUGGCAGCCAUUUUGGCAACUCCAGAAGAUAUAUCACAGAGUACAACGGAUGGCUCCGAUUUUGACGAGAUAUCCAAAAAUAGUUUGAAUUCAACAAAUAAUUUGUUUGAUGGACACUCAACAGGGUCCAUUAAAAGUCAGAAUACAAGAGAAACAGGCGGCAUACAACCCGGCAAUACGACAAAACAAAAAAGAGCAAAAAGUCCACAGAAAGAUAUAUGGAAUAAAAUAAUCAUAGGGAAAGUGAGGCUGAGUACGCUAGUUGCCAUUAUGUCUGCUUGCAUGAUGACCCUUAUCAUUGUGUCCUGCUUGUCAUGCAAACUGUACAAGAGAAUCAAGAAAAACCGAGAUUUAUACCAGCAAAAGAUGUACAUGAAUAUGUUGUUUGAGGACCUCUUUCAGCGGCAGAAGCACGCAGAACUGCACGGAGAUAGCAGCCAUGUAUACAGCCUUGACCUCUGCAUGCACGGGGCGGGAAAGUCCACCCAAAACACGUGGCCGCGCACGAAUAGAUCCACGGGAAGCUUUUUAUCGCUGGAUAGGAUCAUAUACGUAUGAAAAAGACAAUGGUGUAGUAGGAAUACCAGUGUCUUCUAUAGUUUCUUUGAUGACAGAUUUUAUUAUGUUCAAGUUUAAAUGGUAAUGUGCUAACAGUGCUUUACGGAGAAACAGCAAUUAAAAUAUGUGCCAAAAUGACAGACAAGCGACUAUUCACAGCAGUUUCGUUCAAAUUACUGUAUAUUAGGACCUCAAAUGUUCUUUUGUCACAAACCACUGUUAAAUUUAACUCACAGAUACAUGUAGGUGUCGAUUUGUAAAUGUCGUCAAUGUGCGAGAGCUUUUUUUAACGUCACAGAAAUUUUGUUGAGUGGUAGAGAUGUGCAGGAAAAAGACCCAUACAUCCAGUAUGUCUUAUCUCACUUCCCACUGUCCCAUUCAACACAACCCAGGGGUAGUCAGGUCAACUUGGUGAGUAAGGAGAAAGACAGGAAAACAGAAUUAAACAACAUCAGGGACGUCCUAAACCAAUGUGGCAACCCCAAAUGGACAAUAAAAGAAACACAAGAGCAGAGAAAUAUUCAGGAGCAUACAUGUAACAUGAAGAUGUUCUGUCGUAUGCAAAAAAAAAAUGUCACAAUUAAAAGAUACGUUCUAACAUGCGUGUUCAGCGAUCGCCUAAGUGAUUCAGGUUCGACACUAGGGGGGCAGCAGUAUCAGUUCUCUACCGUACCUGGCGACACGAACGACACACAGUGGCAGUAGUGUAGACUGAAAAAAUAUGUUACGUUGACAUCGAUCUGUGACCUCUAUAAAAUAUUUGCUGCACUCAAAAGGUGUUUUAGGCGUUAUAAUUCCCAACUGAUGAACUUGUGACUGUGCCUCUUAGACGUUAUCAAGAAAUGUAAUCAUGCAAAUGCGUGACUGGAUCAAUAAUAAUCUCAGGCAUUUAUCAUAGCAUGAUGAACUCUUCAGUAUUUCAUAUCAACGUCUCUGUUUCGACUCAACAUUUUAUUUUGUAUUGUAUGGUAAAUGCAUAUCAUAUUGCAUUGCACUGUGAUUAAUUC